Molecule: messenger RNA, 1482 nt
Organism: Hydatigera taeniaeformis
Lineage: Eukaryota; Metazoa; Platyhelminthes; Cestoda; Cyclophyllidea; Taeniidae
Source: the annotation of a GenBank genome assembly
AUGUUUAGACUCGUGUCAUCAGGUUUUUUUUCGAAGCCCGUAAAUUUCCGGCUCACUCGCAGCUUAUCUUCUGGUGAAAAGGAUCUUGUUGUUAUUGGUUCUGGACCUGGAGGCUAUGUGGCGGCCAUCAAAGCGGCCCAGUUGGGCAUGAAGACUGUUUGUGUUGAAAAAUAUCCUACUUUUGGGGGCACAUGUCUCAAUGUUGGUUGUAUUCCAAGCAAAUCUCUUUUGGCUAGUUCUCAUUACUACGAGAUGUGCAAAUUGAAUCACUUGGAAUCUCGGGGCAUUGAAUUAAGCGGAGUUAAUUUGAACUUGGCAGGGAUGAUGGCUGCCAAAGUAAAAACCGUCGCCACACUCACUGGAGGUAUCGUCCAUCUUUUUAAAGCCAAUCAGGUUGAAAGUGUUCAAGGUGUUGGGUCCAUAACGAAGCCCAACGAAGUUACCGUCACUAAGCCCGAUGGGUCUACCGAGGUUAUUAACACCAAAAAUAUUCUAAUCGCCACCGGAAGUGAUGUUACUCAAUUUCCUGGAAUAAAUAUCGAUGAAAAACACUUUAUAACCAGCACCGGGGCUCUCUCUCUGGGAAAAGUGCCUGAACAUCUUGUCAUAAUCGGUGCUGGCGUAAUUGGGGUCGAAAUGGGUUCUGUCUGGAAGCGUCUAGGCGCUAAGGUAACUGUUGUCGAGUAUCUUGAUCACAUUGGUGGCAUGGGGAUAGACAUGGAAAUUAGCAAACUAUUUGCAAAAGUCCUUACGAAACAGGGUUUGAAUUUUAAGUUGAAUACCAAGGUGAUAUCAGCUGAGCUGAAUGACAAUUGCAUUACUGUUGCUGUCGAGGGCGUCAAGGAUGGAAAGUCCGAUUCGAUUUCUUGUGAUACCUUGCUAGUCGCCAUCGGUCGUUCUCCCUAUACAACUGGAUUGGGUUUAGAGAACGUUGGAAUCGAAUGCGAUAAAUAUGGUCGCGUGCCUGUUAAUAACCGAUUUCAAACUACUGUUCCAAAUAUAUAUGCUAUUGGUGAUGUGAUCGAAGGACCAAUGCUGGCUCACAAAGCCGAAGAUGAAGGAAUACUUUGCGUUGAGGGUAUGUGCGGUGGCAAUGUUCAUAUCGACUACGGCUGUAUUCCCAGUGUUAUUUACACCAAUCCGGAAUGCGCUUGGGUAGGGAAGUCUGAAGAGGAUUUAAAGGCUUCUGGAACUGAGUACAAAGUGGGUAGAUUCCCAAUUUCAGCGAACUCCCGCGCCAGAUGCAACCAUGAAUCCGACGGCAUUUUUAAAGUCCUAGCCGACAAGGCUACAGACAAAAUUCUUGGCAUCCACCUUCUUGGUCCACAAGCUAGUGAACUCAUCGGCGAAGGUGUCCUCGCUAUGGAGUAUGGAGCCUCGGCUGAAGAUGUUGCUCGCGUCUGCCAUGCACAUCCGACUGUUAGCGAAGCACUUCGAGAAGCUAACCUUGCGGCCUCUUUUGGAAAAGCGAUCAACUGCUAA